Molecule: messenger RNA, 267 nt
Organism: Chaetomium globosum CBS 148.51
Lineage: Eukaryota; Fungi; Ascomycota; Sordariomycetes; Sordariales; Chaetomiaceae
Exons: 2
Coding region: 1-267 (88 amino acids)
Biological process (GO): tRNA wobble uridine modification
Cellular component (GO): transcription elongation factor complex; cytoplasm; elongator holoenzyme complex
Source: RefSeq, a predicted model, not a curated record
AUGUCAUUCGUGAGGAGAAAUACCGUGCUCUCGGCAAGGCCAGAGCGGCCGCCUGCCCAGGCGGCGCCUACAGUUGAAAGGCAGCAACUUGCGCCAGGGAUUCGACCGUCGCCUCUUGAUGGCCGGCCCACCACAUCAACGGGGACGUCAUCGCUCGAUCAACUCCUCGCAGGGCACGGAGGACUGCCUCUGGGGACCUGCCUGUUGGUCGAGGAACAAGGAACUACUGAUUUCUCAGGGAAUGGAGACAUCAGUUACCCGGCAUAG